This is a messenger RNA of Cicer arietinum (chickpea), 2457 nucleotides long. Its product is annotated as sucrose nonfermenting 4-like protein. The record is from RefSeq and is a predicted model, not a curated record. Lineage: Eukaryota; Viridiplantae; Streptophyta; Magnoliopsida; Fabales; Fabaceae.
UAUUUAUUAUUAUUUUUAUUUCCCCUCUCUCUCUCUUUCUCUUUCUCUUCUUUCUCCUCUCCGCUCGUUUUGUAUCAGAUUCAGUGCUCUCUGCUUCCUUUCCUGCCAUUUUCUUUUUAUUUAUUAUUAUAUUUAAAUAUUUUAAAAUAUUAAUCAAUCAAUGCUUCCUCUUCUUCUCUCCCCUUCUAAUUUCUCGCUGUAUCAUCAUUCUUCUCUUUAAUUUUCUUCUCUCUCUUAAUUUGACCUAAAUCCCCUUUUCCUUCUACUCUCGACUCCGAUUUCGCCCUAUAAUGCCAAUUCCCUCAUCGUUUUCACUCUAAUUCAUUGUACUGAAUUAUCGAUCACAAGUUUCCGAUUUAAGAAUCAGUGGCUUGAUGGCAGUGUUGAUUGUGAAGGUGCACUGUAUGUCUGAGUAUUGAGUAGGAGGAGGGGAUUGUGUCCUCUCCUCUGUUCCGCCGUCGACGUCGACGAUUCCGGUGGCAGAGGCUCUGUUGUGAUUGUUGUUGAGAUUUGAGAUUCGUGGUUAUUGAAUUUUUGUGUGUGAAAAAUGUAUGCUUCGGUAGCAGAUAGGGGAUAUGAAGGGAGUGGCGGAGGUUCAGGACCUAUUUUGAUUCCGAAGCGUUUUGUUUGGCCUUAUGGAGGAAGAAGAGUGUUUCUCAGUGGUUCUUUCACGAGAUGGUCAGAGCAUAUACCUAUGUCUCCGAUGGAAGGAUGUCCUUCUGUGUUUCAGGUUAUUUGCAGCUUGAUGCCGGGAUAUCAUCAGUACAAAUUUAACGUGGAUGGCGAGUGGCGGCAUGAUGAGCAGCAGCCAUUUGUAAGUGGGAACUAUGGAGUAGUAAAUACUAUUUAUUUAGUGAGAGAACCAGAUAUUUUACCUUCCAUCUUAAGUGCUGAAACACCCAGUAGGUCCCACAUGGAGGUUGACAAUGAUGUCUUUGGGCAUGCAGUGCCAGAAGCUAAUCCAAGGAUGUCAGAGUCUGAUCUGGAGGUCUCUCGCCACCGUACAUCUGUAUUCUUGUCUACACAUACUGCGUAUGAAUUGCUUCCUGAGUCUGGGAAGGUCAUUGCGUUGGAUAUAAAUUUACCAGUUAAGCAAGCAUUCCAUGUUCUGUAUGAACAGGAUGUAUCUAUGGCCCCGCUAUGGGAUUUUUGCAAGAGUCGGUUUGUUGGAGUGCUUAGUGCAAUGGACUUCAUUCUCAUAUUGAAAGAGUUGCGGAAUCAUGGAUCAAAUUUGACUGAAGAACAACUUGAGACUCACACUAUAGCAGCCUGGAAAGAGGGAAAAUUGAAGCUACACAGGACACUUGAUAAUAAUGCGGUAUCAAGUCCUCAUUGUUUUGUACAUGCUGGGCCCCAUGAAUGCCUAAAAGACGUGGCUUUAAAGGUUUUACAAAACAAUGUGUCAACGGUUCCUAUCAUUCAUUCUUCUUCGGAGGAUGGUUCAUUUCCCCAACUGCUUCAUCUUGCUUCCCUAUCAGGAAUUCUAAAAUGUAUAUGCAGGCAUUUUAAGCACUCUGCUGGCUCUUUGCCCAUUCUUCAACUUCCGAUUGGUUCAAUACCUUUGGGUACGUGGGUGCCUAAAGUUGGGGAUCCAAAUGGACAGCCACUUGCAAUGCUAAGGCCAAAUGCUUCUCUUGGUGCUGCCCUGUCGAUGUUUGUUCAAGCUAAAGUUAGCUCAAUACCAAUUGUGGAUGAUAAUGAUUCAUUGCUUGACAUAUAUUCAAGAAGUGAUAUUACUGCAUUGGCUAAAGAUAAAGCAUAUGCUCGGAUAUCUCUGGACGAAAUUAGUAUUCAUCAGGCAUUACUUUUGGGACAAGAUGCUAAUUCUCCGUAUGGGCUCUACAAUGGCCACAGAUGUCAUAUGUGUUUGAGGUCUGAUUCGUUGCACAAAGUGAUGGAGCGGUUGGCUAGUCCUGGGGUUAGGAGACUUGUGAUCGUGGAGGCUGGUAGCAAGCGUGUGGAAGGGAUUAUUUCAUUAAGUGAUGUGUUCAGAUUCUUAUUGGGCUAGUUGGGAGGGAUAUAUUGGUGAUCUUAUUUAUAUGAAGGGAAUAGCAGUGUUAGUAUCAAUCAGCACUGGAAGGGAACUGAACUAUUCUGUUCGCUCUUGUUUUCUAUAAAUACUAUUUCUCAUAGUCUUUGAUUGGGUGGACAGCUUUUGCUGUUUGCCCAAAUGCUUUUUUUAGGGUAGAAAUUGGAGAGAAAAUUCUGUAAAUUGAGGAUCAUUUUUCUCCUUUGUGCCGGCACAUCUGCAAUGUCUGUGUCCAGUGCUAACAGAAUUCAAGGAGAAUCUAAAAAAAAAAAGUUAAUAAAAAUGGACUAGGAAAAGAUGAAAUAUUUAGCCAUAUGCAGCAGCACGAAUGCCUUUGGCUAGUUGUAUCCUUGUAAUUUAAGGUUUAUUUUGUCCGAUGAUUAUGACUUUUAUUAUUAUAUUUACAAACUAUUGAUCAUUUUACCAAA